AUGGCAAGUUUGAACUGGAGUUAUCAAGGCAACAAUGGACCUGACCACUGGCACAAGUUAUACCCUAUUGCUAAUGGAGACCGUCAAUCUCCUAUUGAUAUUAAAACCAAGGAAGUCAAAAAAGAUGCAUCACUGGGACUUCUCCAGAUCACUUGGAAACCUUCCACAUGCAAAGAGAUUGUCAAUGUUUGACAUUCUUUCCAUGUGAAUUUUGAGGAUAAGGACAAUCAAUCAGUGCUGACAGGUGGACCUCUCACUGGAACAUACAGACUGCAGCAGUUUCACUUCCAUUGGGGCCAAACAGAUGAACAAGGCUCGGAGCACACAGUGGAUGGAAGAAAAUAUGCCUCAGAGCUUCAUCUCCUUCACUGGAACACGGACAAGUAUUCGAAUAUAGCUGAGGCUUUCGACAAGCUGGAUGGUUUGGCAAUUGUCACUGUUUUCCUGAAGCUUGGCUUAUGCAAUGAAAACCUGAAGGGUGUCUUGAAGGCCUUGGAUUCAGUAAAGACUAAGGGUAAGCAAGCUCCCUUUUCUGAUUUUGAUCCCUCAAGCCUACUGCCUAAAUCCAUGGAUUACUGGACCUACAGUGGCUCUCUGACUCAUCCUCCCCUCCAUGAGAGUGUCAUCUGGAUUAUCCUUAAAGACCCAAUUACUAUCAGCUCAGAACAGCUGGCACAAUUCCGCACAAUCCUGUCUUCUGCUGAAGGGGAAGCACCUUGUCCCAUAUUGAGCAAUCACCGGCAACCCCAACCGCUGAAAGGCAGAGUGGUAAUUGAUACCUUCUUAAUGAGCGAUCCCGAAACCACACCAGUUGUCUCUGCCUUAGUGCAGCAACUGCAUCGUCCCUUUAACUGCUGUGAACAGGAAGAUAAUAAUUUUCACUCCUCUCAGUUCUCCAGAAGAAAAUCUGAUGGUGCUUGUGAGAAACAUGAGAACAGAGACACAGCUCUAUCAGUUUGA
This is a messenger RNA of Nipponia nippon (crested ibis), 960 nucleotides long. Its product is annotated as carbonic anhydrase 1. Gene Ontology annotation, molecular function: zinc ion binding; carbonate dehydratase activity. Gene Ontology annotation, cellular component: cytoplasm. The record is from RefSeq and is a predicted model, not a curated record. NCBI's taxonomy places the organism in Eukaryota, Metazoa, Chordata, Aves, Pelecaniformes, Threskiornithidae.